This is a messenger RNA of Echinococcus granulosus, 1515 nucleotides long. Its product is annotated as Beta-hexosaminidase subunit beta. Gene Ontology annotation, cellular component: membrane. Gene Ontology annotation, biological process: carbohydrate metabolic process; ganglioside catabolic process; glycosaminoglycan metabolic process. The transcript has 11 exons. The record is from RefSeq and is a predicted model, not a curated record. Gene Ontology annotation, molecular function: beta-N-acetylhexosaminidase activity. Lineage: Eukaryota; Metazoa; Platyhelminthes; Cestoda; Cyclophyllidea; Taeniidae. The coding region runs from base 1 to 1515 and encodes 504 amino acids.
AUGUCACAGGUCUGCACAUCGCUCUACCUCCUCCUCCUUCUUCUGCUAUCUCCCUCGCUCUCUCUCAUUCCACAGCCCGUCUCGUUUGGCAUCUCUCCCCAGUACUACCGCCUGCCCUUUGAGGUGGAUGUUCAGCAUAAUGCACCCUAUUGCUUUACUCUACAUGCUUCCAUCAAACGCCUCCUUGAGAGUUUCAAUCUGCGACAUCUGAUUCGCGAUUUACCCACAUCUUUUGCGGGGAAUAUAACGCACCUGCUAAUUAAUAUCUCCUCCGAAUGCAAUGAAUUGCUGGGCGUUCUCUACCCGAAGGAGGGCUCAAAGGAAGAUUAUCAGGUCAUCAUUUCGGGCGGUGUGAUCUGGAUAAAUGCAUCCGAAGUGUGGGGAGCGAUGCAUGGAUUGACCUCAGUGGCUCAGCUAGUCAUGUCCACAAGUAAAUACCUGCCUAAUGUGAGGAUAUCCGAUAUGCCGCGGUGGCCAUUUCGUAGUUUUCUCAUUGACACCUCGCGACAUUUCCUUCCGCUGCAGUAUAUUCUCCAGUUUCUGAAAGCCAUGGCAACUGUCAAAAUGAACGUUCUACACUGGCACAUCGUUGAUGAUCAAUCUUUCCCCUAUGAGUCCUAUACCUUUCCCAAACUCUCUGAUAAGGAUGUACGAAUUAUCAUCGAAUAUGCAAGGUCCUUGGGUAUCCGUGUAAUGCCAGAAAUCGACACUCCAGGCCACACGAGAUCAUGGGGCUACGGGUAUCCCACGCUUCUGACCCCCUGUUUUUCUCGCAGAGGACCGACUGGACGAUAUGGUCCACUCAAUCCAAUUAAGAAUACCACUUACGACUUUGUGGGACAGCUCAUAGCAGAGAUUGCUAAGACCUUUCCGGAUAGCGCACUUCAUCUGGGUGGAGAUGAAGUGGAUUUUUCUUGCUGGGAGUCGAAUCCGGAGAUACGUGAUUUCAUGCAGAAGAUGGGUUUCAAUUCAAGUUACACUAAACUGGAGGACUACUAUUUUGCCAAUCUAUUCAAAAAAAUUAAAGAGGUUACGAAGAAACCUAUAAAGGUGUACAUGUGGCAAGAGAUCUUUGACGAUGGUGUCGAGAUAAACGACUCGACAACUGUCCACGUCUGGAAGGAUGGAGCUUGGCCAAAGGAAAUGGACAUGGUAACGCGAGCGGGCAAGGAAGUUAUCUUCUCGGCUUGUUGGUACCUAAGCAGCAUCAGAUUUGGCGAGGAUUGGAUCGACCGCUACCAGUGUGAUCCGGCAAGCUUUACGAAUAACACUAAACAACUUGCGCUGAUCAAAGGCGGUGGAGCCGCAAUGUGGGGAGAAUACGUUGAUCACACGAAUCUGAUUUCCAGGUCUUGGCCGCGUGGUGCCGCGGUUGCAGAGCGUUUGUGGAGCCCGGCUCAGGUUCACGACGUCAACGACAUGCGAAUUCGUCUCAUCAGUUACCGGUGCUUCCUUCUUGCAAUGGGUCUUAACGGCGAGCCUAUUGCUGGACCGGAUUAUUGCGAUUUUGCCUAA